UUGCAAAUGAUGCCUUGCAAACAUCAUACAUCUCAUUACUUCCAAACAAAUAUCCGGAUGGGGUGGGUGUGUGCAGUCGAUUUCACUUGAACGCCAGCUCACCGAGGUUCAAGUCCACCGAUAUAAUUCUGUCAAGCUGCUUUUAGCAUAACAACUCUCGGAAUGAGUUUUUCUCGCCUGUACACAUCAUUGGCAUCCGGACUCGGAGUAUCCCGGAGAAUCCAAGGACUGAAGAAGAGCAUCUGGUCACAAACCUGGUUGCAGACGGACUCCGGAGUGGCCGACCUUGGCCAAGGAUUCCCGGACACGGAGGUGCCAUCGCUAAUCACGGAGGCCCUGGUGAAGACCGCCUCUGUCAACUGGAUGAACCAGUACACCAGGGGGGCUGGGCACCCAUCGUUGGUGAAGGCACUCUCUCUGGUUUACGGAAAGGUGUACGGGCGCCCCGUCGACCCGCUCAAGGAAAUCCUGGUAACAGUGGGCGGCUCCGGUUCCUUGUUCAGCGCCAUGCAGGCUCUGGUGGAGGAGGGCGAUGAGGUCAUCAUCAUAGAACCCUUCUUUGACAGCUACGUGCCCAUGGUCCGCAUGGCUGGGGGCAAACCUGUGCUCAUACCUCUUCGACCUAAAUCUGGGCAGAGAACUACCUCCAGCGCUGACUGGUUCCUGGACCCAGAGGAGCUGGCCAGUAAAUUCAACUCCAAGACCAAGGCCAUCCUCAUCAACACCCCCCACAACCCCAUCGGAAAGGUCUUCACCAAAGAUGAGCUGCAGAUGAUCGCCGACUUGUGCGUCAAGCAUGACACGCUGUGCUUCAGCGACGAGGUCUAUGAGUGGAUGGUCUAUCGUGGGCAGCAGCACCAUAAAAUUGCCACUUUUCCAGGAAUGUGGGAUCGAACCAUCACCAUUGGCAGCGCUGGGAAGACCUUCAGCAUCACCGGAUGGAGGCUCGGUUGGUCCAUCGGACCAGAACACCUGAUCAAGCAUCUCGAGACCGUCGUGCAGCACGUGUUGGUCAGCUGCCCCACCCCAUUGCAGGAGGCGCUAGCGGAAGCGCUACUGCGCUAUUACGAGCUGAUGGGUCAGCCCGAGUGCUUCUUCAAGGCCAUGGCCAACGAGCUGCAGGGGAAGCGGGACCGAAUGGCAGCCAUGCUACAGACGGCCGGGUUGUUCCCUGUCAUUCCCGAGGGAGGUCUCUUCAUAAUGGCGGACGUGUCAGCGCUCUCUAAAGACCUGCCACGUGGCAACGAUGGCAAGGAUGAAUCCUACGACUACAAGUUUGCAAAAUGGAUGAUUCAAGAAAAGAAACUGUUGGGCAUUCCCGUGACAGCGUUUGCUCGUGAGGAUUCCACUUCGGCCUUUGACAAGUAUAUUCGAUUUUGCUUCUUCAAGCGUGAUGAUACUCUGGAUGCGGCUGAGCGCAUCCUGAAAAAGUGGAAGUCAACCAGAAGCAAUGCCUAAAUACGACCAAUAUCAAUUAUCAGUAAACUCUCUCAAAGCUGUUUUCUUUUUUCUUUUUUUAAAAUAACUUAAGGAAAUAAACUAUAGUUAUUCGUA
This is a messenger RNA of Syngnathus acus (greater pipefish), 1554 nucleotides long. Its product is annotated as kynurenine--oxoglutarate transaminase 3-like. The record is from RefSeq and is a predicted model, not a curated record. Gene Ontology annotation, molecular function: pyridoxal phosphate binding; L-kynurenine:2-oxoglutarate transaminase activity. Bases 163 to 1458 code for a protein of 431 amino acids. The transcript is spliced from 11 exons. Lineage: Eukaryota; Metazoa; Chordata; Actinopteri; Syngnathiformes; Syngnathidae. Gene Ontology annotation, biological process: biosynthetic process. Gene Ontology annotation, cellular component: mitochondrion; cytoplasm.